Arachis stenosperma is the source of this 1446-nucleotide messenger RNA. Its product is annotated as biotin carboxyl carrier protein of acetyl-CoA carboxylase, chloroplastic-like. The coding region runs from base 311 to 1189 and encodes 292 amino acids. NCBI's taxonomy places the organism in Eukaryota, Viridiplantae, Streptophyta, Magnoliopsida, Fabales, Fabaceae. Gene Ontology annotation, biological process: fatty acid biosynthetic process. Gene Ontology annotation, molecular function: acetyl-CoA carboxylase activity. Gene Ontology annotation, cellular component: acetyl-CoA carboxylase complex. The record is from RefSeq and is a predicted model, not a curated record. The transcript has 7 exons.
UUAGGAUUUUAUUGUUCCAAGUUAGUUGAAACUUGAAAGUUGAAACCGUGACGCUGAUGUUUUCUUCCCUUUUCAUUGGAAUCAUCGAAACCAAAGCCACACACUGUUAAAACCAGUGUUCCUCCUUUGUAGUUUCCAUCAUUCAUUGCAAGCUUUUCUCCAUUUCCUCGCACACCAUUCUCCAUUCCUUCUUCGACCUCAUCGCCACAAAGAAUUCUUAUAUUCUCGCUCACCCAUUUUGCUAGAUCACACUGUCAUUUGAGCUCAGCAGCUAAAAAAAUCGGUUUUUGAUUUGUGGGGUUUGUUCAAAAUGGCGUCUUGCACUAUCCCUUGUCCCAAGUGUCUCUCUUUUUCACAUUUGGGAUUGAACUCUCAGACCACACAACGGAACAUGCACGUGGCUGGGUUGGGAUUGAAGAAAUCCCAGUCAUUUGGAUCUUUGGUUUGUGAUUCAAACUCAAUUGGGGUUCAGUGCCUUAAUACGAAGAAAUUUUCUGCCUUGAAGUGUCAAGCACAGCCUAAAGAGGUUGUUACUCUUGAAAAUUCUUCAAACUCUGCACCUGCACUUGUCAAUGGACCUAUACCUGCUUCAUCAAAAGAGAAAGAUGACGAAAACAGGAAACCUUCUGGGCCAAGCACUUUUGCAGAUCCAGCUUCCAUGUCUGCAUUCAUGAAUCAAGUUUCAGACCUUGUAAAACUUGUGGAUUCUAGAGAUAUCGUUGAGCUACAACUUAAGCAGGCCGACUGCGAGCUCAUGAUAAGGAAAAAGGAAGCUUUGGAGCCUCCACCGGCCAUGGUAGCUCCAGUGUCUUUUCCUUAUCCUACAUAUCCUUCUAUGCCUUCACCACCGCCACCAGCUGCUGCUGCUGCUGCUGCUCCUGCUCCUGCAAGCGCUGCGCCUUCGAAAGCAGCACCUGCCUUACCACCACCUGCAAAAGCAAGCAGGUCAUCUCAUCCACCCCUGAAAUGUCCAAUGGCUGGGACCUUUUAUCGUAGUCCAGCACCUGGUGAACCGCCAUUUGUCAAGGUGGGAGAUAAGGUGCAGAAAGGGCAGGUUAUUUGCAUUGUUGAGGCUAUGAAACUGAUGAAUGAAAUUGAGGCUGAUCAAUCUGGAACAAUAACUGAGAUAAUUGCCGAGGAUGGCAAACCAGUCAGCGUCGACACGCCUCUUUUGGUAAUAGUACCAUGAGUACCAGGAAAAAAGAGAGCUUAAUUUGGUUGGAGCUGUGGGAACCUGCAUUGCUAGAUAACAUGUCUGGCACUACAUGAUUUAAAUUAUUCAUUAUUAUUGUUGAGAAAUUUCUUGUGUGAUAAUGUUUUUUCCUACUUUUAAGGAAAAUUCACUCUGUCCGUUUAUUCAGAGAGACAUUUUAGACAUAAGAGCCACAUCACUGUCCAAUAACACUUUCUUCUUAUACUAUUUAUUGGAUUAUGUCAAUUCAUUAA